Ceraceosorus guamensis is the source of this 1881-nucleotide messenger RNA. RefSeq names its product putative MVD1-mevalonate pyrophosphate decarboxylase. Lineage: Eukaryota; Fungi; Basidiomycota; Exobasidiomycetes; Ceraceosorales; Ceraceosoraceae. The coding region runs from base 397 to 1743 and encodes 448 amino acids. Gene Ontology annotation, molecular function: diphosphomevalonate decarboxylase activity; ATP binding. Gene Ontology annotation, biological process: isopentenyl diphosphate biosynthetic process, mevalonate pathway; isoprenoid biosynthetic process. The record is from RefSeq and is a predicted model, not a curated record. Gene Ontology annotation, cellular component: cytosol. The transcript is spliced from 3 exons.
AUCGGCGUCAUCAUCUAUUCACAGCAGCAUUCAAAUUCAAGAUUCACAAAUUCAGAUUUGAGCGACGACGUGAGCCACGUGGCGUGAUUGCGCGUUAUUGGAAGAAGUGCAACAACACGACAAGACAGCGCGGAAGAGCUUUGGUUAGCGUGCGCGCGCGCUCGCAUGCACACACACACACACACGCGCGAACCAAAGGGCCGCCAAGGACGAGAUGAGAGCAGCGAAGGAUCAUUCAAUAAUUGCGAUCUGUGACGUGAGAUUUGAUUGCAUGGGUUAUAAUUGCCAUAAUCACUGACUGCACUCGGCGCUGGCACAACACGCACGCUGCUUCAAGUCCCACUCCAUCACACCCAAUCCAUUCCAUUCCAUUGCCCCCCAAAGCACGCACACACCAUGGCACGGAUCAAGCGCAUCGCGACAGCUUCUGCGCCUGUCAACAUCGCAGUGGUCAAGUAUUGGGGAAAGAAGGACACAAAGCUGAUCCUGCCCACCAACGACAGUCUCAGCGUCACGCUGGAUCAGGAUCAUCUAAGGAGCUUGACUAGCAGCGCUGCUGUCGAGGUGGAGGAGGAGGAGGAGCAGGGCGAAUCAGCAUCAGCAUCAGCAGCAGCAGCAGCAGCAGCAGCAAGCAAGGACAGGCUUUGGUUGAAUGGUGUAGAGGAGGAGAUUGGAAGCGAGGGCAGACUGCGCACCUGCAUCGACGAGCUCCGAAACGCUAGGCGAAAGGUGGAGGGCGAGGAUGGUGGUGUGGAAAAGAUCGCCCACUUGCCGCUACACAUUGUCAGCGAGAACAACUUUCCAACGGCUGCGGGUCUAGCAUCAUCCGCCUCGGGCUUCGCAGCCCUGGUCUGGUCCAUCUCUUCGCUCUACCAACUCAACAGCGAUUCAGGCGGGCAUCUUUCCACAUCUGCGCUUUCUCGCGUCGCGCGUCAAGGAAGCGGAUCGGCGUGCAGGUCCCUGUUCGGCGGGUUUGUAGCUUGGCAAGGAGGUGAGGCAAAGGAUGGAUCGGACAGUCUGGCGCUUCAAGUGGCGGAGAGGGAACAUUGGAAGGAUCUGCACGCCAUCAUUUGCGUCAUCAGCGAUGCCAAAAAGGGCACGCCUUCCACUGCAGGUAUGCAGAGGACCGUUCAGACUUCUGCAGCUUUGCAGUCCCGCAUCUCUCACGUCGUGCCAGAGAGGAUGCAGAGAAUCACGAGCGCGAUCAAGCAAAGGGAUUUCGAUGCGUUUGCAAAAGAGACGAUGAGGGAUUCCAACAAUUUCCACGCUACGUGCCUCGAUACCUCUCCUCCCAUCUUCUACCUCAACGAUACCAGCAGGCUCGUCAUUCAGCUCGUCGAGGAGCUCAACAGGAGCAGCGAGCAAGCUGGAGCUGGCGCAGGAGCAAUUGCGGCCUACACGUUCGAUGCGGGACCCAAUGCCGUGCUCUACGCACCAGAGAAGAAUGUCCCGUUGGUCCUAUCCCUCAUCCGGCAUUACUUUCCCAAUGCCGACUUUGACGAUCCCUUCAAGUUGCUCCCCAGCCUGCCACGAGACGGCUUGUCGUCGGCAGACUUGCCCAGCACCUUUAACAAGAGCGUCAUUCCAGUCUCGGAGGCGGGUGCGGUUCGAAGGUUGAUUCACACCAGGGUAGGCGAUGGACCGAGAAUCUUGGGUGCUGGCAGCAGUUCUACGGACGACGACACGCAUCUCAUCGGACAAGAUGCGCUGCCUAUCAGACUGCAGAGGGUGAAGCGGGUAUAAAGCUUGAUCAUGCCUCGAAACGCGUCUUGGUGUGGGGCUGGCUGCAUGAAGAUUCCGAACGCGUUUGGCGCGGCCCCUCCGCCGAAUCCCAAUCGUGAAAGUAAAUAUGCAUUGCCACGAUACAAAAGACUACGUGUG